AUGGCCGACGUCGAGAUGUCUUCUGCUCCCAAAGCCCGAUCUAACCUCAGAUACGGUGCCAACAAGGGACGACCUACCACUGUCAUUCCCCGAUCUGUCAAACCUUCUCACAAGAAAGGUAUCAAGACCGAGAAGAAAACCUUUGUCAAAAACAUCAUCCGAGAAGUCGCUGGAUUCUCCCCUUACGAGAAGCGAGUAAUGGAAUUGUUGAGAAACUCAAAGGACAAGAAGGCUAAGAAACUCACCAAGAAGAGACUCGGUACGCUCCUCCGAUCCAAGAGAAAGAUCGAAGAACUCUCCAAUGUCAUUCAAGAACAAAGACGACAAACCGGUCACUAA
Messenger RNA from Kwoniella shivajii, 339 nucleotides. RefSeq lists its product as uncharacterized. NCBI's taxonomy places the organism in Eukaryota, Fungi, Basidiomycota, Tremellomycetes, Tremellales, Cryptococcaceae. The record is from RefSeq and is a predicted model, not a curated record. Gene Ontology annotation, biological process: cytoplasmic translation. Bases 1 to 339 code for a protein of 112 amino acids. Gene Ontology annotation, molecular function: structural constituent of ribosome. Gene Ontology annotation, cellular component: ribosome; cytosolic large ribosomal subunit. The transcript is spliced from 4 exons.